AUGCAUACUGAAACAAACGGUAACAUAGAUCAUACAUGGAGUGAAAUAUCUAAAGAUACACCCCAAGAAGCUACGGCCAGAAAUGAUGGGAAAGGAAAUUACGAAGGAGGAGAAAAUUCCGAAAUAGAUGUCACUACAUUUGAUAAAAUAACGACAAACAUUAUCAACAGCUCCAUUAAUAAGCCUCAAAAAGAAGACGAAGAUGAAAAAAAUGAGAUCCAGGUUCAAAAUAGCCAAAAAUACCCAUUCGAGAAUUCUAUUCCUGAAAAUCAGUCAUCUCCGCAUAUACGAACACCAAGACUGGAUAAGUUACGAAACUUCUUUAAAGAAAACAGGAGUCCCACCAAAAGAAAUAGUCCAACAAAGAUAAAAGAAAAGGAGAAAAAAAUUGAACCUCCACUAAGUAAUGACCCUUUGACAUUCAAAAUCUUAGAGAAUGAGAUAAGUGAGAAUAACCUGGAUACACAAAAUAUCAAAACUGGAACAAUUAAACAAGUUAUACAAUCCGAAGUAACCGACAAAUCGGAUAUGGGAAUCAUAUUGGAAGGUUUUGAUAAUUCACCUCCAGAUACACCAGAAUCCCAAAGAGUAUUACCUGAUUCGAAUCUAAAAGAAAUUAAAGAACUUAUUGGAACUAAUGAUAAUGACUUAGAGACUAAACCUGUAUCAUCUAUUGAUACACAGUUUUUAACGAGUAACAUAAACGAAAAUGCAGACCUUACUACACAGCCCAUAAAUCCCGUCGAAACAGUAGAAAGUUUGAAUAGGGUAUCGUCAAUUAACAGUAAUGGAGAGACGUUUACAAAGAUAAGUAUGCACCGAAACCAAUAUAUGAAUUUCAAGAUAACUCAAGACAACCAAGAAGUCAAUCCUGAUAUGAGGUCACUUGGGUCCACUGCAAAUAGUAAUCUCAAUAUAAUGUUCGAUGAUGUAACGAAUGAUGAUGCCAAUAUUUCAAAUCAUUGGCAAUUCAAAAAGGAUUCUAAUGGAGAAGAUUUGGAAACAUAUAACAAAACAACUCAGUUAAUAGACGCUCAAACUCAGAAAGUUCCAGAUCCUAACAACACAACCACAGCAGAUACUAAUGCCAAUCCACAACCUGGACCAACAACCUCUACCCAAGCUGAUAUAACUCCAUUAUCAAAGGAGACCGCUUUAGGAAGUACCAAUUUAGUCUCUGAAAAACAAACUACAUCAACUAUAUCCAACUCAUCUGUCGAUCUUGCAAAUAAGACGACUGACCUUAAUAGCGACGGCUCUAAAAUAGAUGCAUUCAUGAACGUUGUAACUUCGCAUGAUAUCAUCGAUUUACCUCAGAAAGAUGAAGAUAAUUCUGAUAUUAUUAACAGAUCAAAUCUUAAGCAGAUUCCGGAACUUUCAGAAAACAGUUCGCCAACUAAGUUAGAUCAAGAAAUAAAUGGAGUAGAGCCAUUAGAAAAAUCAUUGUCCUCUAUAGGUUCACCUAAGCUGGUAUCUGACUCCAAAGAGAAAAGGUAUUUGAAGGUCUCAUGCGAAAGGGAUUCAUCUCCAUUAAUUGAAAAGCAAAUCAAGUCUCAAAGUCUUGAUUCCGAAAGAAACAACGUUAUUAUGAGUGAUGUUGAGAUAACACAAGAAUUACCUGAGGUUCCUGAAUUAUCCGAUCAUGAUAUAGAUGAUUCACAAAGUAUUGUGAUUGGAAGAAAGAAAACUAAAAGAUAUAUUCCAUCUUUGCAACUAAGUGAAGAAAACGAAUUUUCACAGGACCAAUCGGUUAAUGGGCAAUAUACAAAAAGAGAAUAUCCUAUCGCUAAAAGAGAUUUUGACGAUAGGCCACUUACAAGGGAAGAUAUUAUUUUUGAAAAUGCAGUUUGGUGCCAAUAUGUGAAUUUUCAUUAUUACCCCGGGGUGAUCCAAAAUAGAGAUUCGUUCACUAAUAAGUAUGACAUUAUUUUUGAUAGGGAUAGAUAUAGCGCAGAUCAAGAACAACUCUAUUACCUCGAUGUAAUAAUUGGAGAUAUUGUGAGAUAUAAAACACAUAGGUAUGCUAUCGUAGCUUUGGAAUGCCAAAAACCAGAUCCUUCAAUAAUUAGAUGUAUCCGUGGCUAUGAUACGGUAUACUUGAAAAAGAAGGAUGGACCAUCACACCCCAAUGAGCCAAUAAUUAUCCCUAUGUCAUGGAUCCAACUCGAUUUGGACGAUUGGACAACACGGAAAAGAAUGCCACUGAAAGUUACCAACAAGAGCGACCAGUCAACUGAUUCACCUAAAUUUACAAAAACUAAGAAACGUGUCAGCAGAGUUGGGACUAAAGGUUCCCCAAGAAAAAGAAAAAGAGUGAAUUAUAAGGAGGACUCUGACGAUGAAAUCAAAGUAGCCGAUGAGAACUUUGAGAAUAGUGAUUUCAGUGCUGCUUCUAAUUGCACAACUGAUGAAGAAGGGAUUGAAACAAUGAUCACUGAAGAAGAAUGUCCCCUUGUGAAAAGGGUGGGUAGCACAAUUUCUCAAAUAAUGACAAAAUCUUCCAAUACUGAUGAUAUAGAAAAUACCAUCGCAAUUAAUGUCGCUCAAAAAGUUCAAAAUAAUCCAAAUGCCAUAAUAACGAGUAGUACCAGCGAUGUUUCAAAGAUAUUCGACGGAUGUGUCUUUGCUUUUACAGGCUUUAGAGAAGUAGGGUAUGAGCUAAAGGACACAAUAAUUAGAUACGGGGGUGAUGUGAUUGAUUUAGGAUUUUCAGAUCUUUUUUCUUUUUCCACACAAAAGAAACGAAGUAAUAUACAAGAAUUUAACUUAGGGAUGAGGUGGAAGAAUGGCACGGCCUUUCGAAAUUAUCGAUUUGCUUGCGUUAUCGCAGAUAGGUACCUUAGAAGCUCAAAAUAUCUAGAAACAUUGGCUCUCAAAUGGCCAACAUUACAACGAAAAUUUAUUGAUGAAUGUAUAUUUGCUAACAAAGUUGAUGAUAGUAUUAUACGUCGUUAUCUACUGCCAUCCGGGGAAAGCUCGAGACUGGAUGACCUACCAAUCUCGUCAUUCAUAAAAUCAAACAAUAUUUUCCAAUUUUUAACAAAUUACCUGAAAGGCGAAACAUUAGAUCAACAAACUGGGCUGUCAAGUAAGCUUAUGGGCGAGUUUGCGGUCAUUAUUUGUAAGGAUUCUAAUCUAACAGAUUUUGCCAAAUUUGUGUUUGCAUGUUUUGGAGUGAAAAGAUUAUUCCAAAUUCCCAAUGUAGGUUAUUUAAAAUCUACUAAUGAAAAUUUUAAUGAAGUACAAUCAAUUCUGAGAGGUAUCAAAGAUGAAGAACUCAAGACGCUUUUUUAUCUGAAUAACGGUCAAGAUCAAAUCCAAACGUCAAAAUCAAUACAGGAUAUCCAACAUGAUAUUGAAACUGGGCUUGCCAACGUCGGUGAAUAUUACGUCAAAGAUCGGGAGUGGCUCAUCCAAACUAUUAUAAAUGAAGAUACGGGAUUGUCUUAA
Messenger RNA from Maudiozyma saulgeensis, 3450 nucleotides. NCBI's taxonomy places the organism in Eukaryota, Fungi, Ascomycota, Saccharomycetes, Saccharomycetales, Saccharomycetaceae. The record is from the annotation of a GenBank genome assembly.